Molecule: messenger RNA, 1235 nt
Organism: Onychomys torridus (southern grasshopper mouse)
Lineage: Eukaryota; Metazoa; Chordata; Mammalia; Rodentia; Cricetidae
Gene: Polb
Product: DNA polymerase beta
Exons: 14
Coding region: 79-1086 (335 amino acids)
Biological process (GO): double-strand break repair via nonhomologous end joining
Cellular component (GO): nucleus
Molecular function (GO): DNA binding; DNA-directed DNA polymerase activity
Source: RefSeq, a predicted model, not a curated record
GAGUGACGUCACCGCGCUGCGCCCUGUCAGGGGCCGCCAUUGUCCACCGGUAGGCCCCAGGUGUGGGUCCCCGGCGCCAUGAGCAAACGCAAGGCGCCGCAGGAGACGCUCAACGGCGGCAUCACCGACAUGCUCGUGGAACUCGCAAACUUUGAGAAGAACGUGAGCCAGGCAAUCCACAAGUACAACGCGUACAGAAAAGCAGCAUCUGUUAUAGCAAAGUACCCACACAAAAUCAAGAGUGGAGCAGAAGCUAAGAAGUUGCCUGGAGUAGGAACAAAAAUUGCUGAAAAGAUUGAUGAAUAUUUGGCAACUGGAAAAUUGCGUAAACUUGAAAAGAUUCGUCAGGAUGAUACGAGUUCGUCCAUCAAUUUCCUGACUCGAGUUACUGGCAUUGGUCCAUCUGCUGCAAGGAAGUUUGUAGAUGAAGGAAUUAAAACAUUAGAAGAUCUCAGGAAAAAUGAAGAUAAACUGAACCAUCAUCAACGAAUUGGGCUGAAAUAUUUUGAGGACUUUGAACAAAGAAUCCCCCGUGAAGAGAUGCUGCAGAUGCAAGAUAUUGUACUUAGCGAAGUUAAAAACGUGGAUUCUGAAUACAUUGCUACAGUCUGUGGCAGUUUCAGACGAGGUGCAGAGUCCAGCGGAGACAUGGAUGUUCUUCUGACCCACCCAAACUUCACGUCAGAGUCAAGCAAACAGCCCAAGUUGUUACAUCGCGUUGUGGAGCAGUUACAGAAAGUCCAUUUCAUUACGGACACACUGUCAAAGGGCGAAACAAAGUUUAUGGGUGUUUGCCAGCUUCCCAGCAAAAGUGAUGGAGAGGAAUAUCCACACAGAAGAAUUGACAUCAGGUUGAUCCCCAAAGAUCAAUAUUACUGUGGUGUUCUCUACUUCACCGGGAGUGACAUCUUUAAUAAGAAUAUGAGAGCUCACGCCCUGGAAAAGGGCUUCACAAUCAACGAAUACACCAUCCGCCCCUUGGGGGUUACUGGAGUUGCUGGGGAGCCCCUUCCAGUGGACAGCGAGCAGGACAUUUUUGAUUACAUCCAGUGGCGAUACCGGGAGCCCAAGGAUAGAAGUGAAUGAGGCCAACCCCCCUCUCCCACCCGCCAUAUCCCCCUAGGAGUCCUAAUUUAUUUCUUAACCUUUGCUAUGUAAGGGUUUUGGUGUUUUUAAGUGAUUGCUUUUUCUCUGUGCUUACCGUGUACUGUAAUCAAUAAACGUCUUGAGCUGUU